This is a messenger RNA of Ustilaginoidea virens, 1461 nucleotides long. RefSeq lists its product as uncharacterized. Bases 1 to 1461 code for a protein of 486 amino acids. The record is from RefSeq and is a predicted model, not a curated record. The transcript has 2 exons. NCBI's taxonomy places the organism in Eukaryota, Fungi, Ascomycota, Sordariomycetes, Hypocreales, Clavicipitaceae.
AUGGACCAAAUCCGUCUUGCUCUCUCCCUGGCGGAUGCAUUCAACGCUCUCGCCGACCAAGUCCAGAUCCUGGCCGAUCGAAAGACUGUCCUCGAGCACAAGCUGCGUUUUGCCCAUGAACAGUUCCAAUAUCUAGCUGACAGAUAUGCACCCGCAACGCCAGAGGUGGCCGAGACGUUGACAAAGCUGCAGCUUCCACCGCAUACCUCUGUUGACAAGACCUCCCCUGUUCCUCUCCCUCAACGGCGCUCCAGUCCCCAACCUCUCCACCAGAUCGCCGUCAUCAUCCGGGACGGACGGCGAAUGGCCAGCAAGAUUGUCUCGGCUGGCUCUUCGAGCAAGACCACGUGCUCCAGCAGAGAAUCCGUCUCGCGCCCAUCCCAAGACGAAACCUCCAUGUCCACCGCGCUGGAACAAGACUUCACCGUCCAGGGAAAGAGAGGCAGCCUGCAGUGUCCCUUCUCCAAGAGGAUGUCGGCCAGCGGCACCCAUGACGGCAAAAGCAAGUACAGCGUGGACACCACGCCUCACAGCUCUGCUGACCCCAUCUGCGCCGCCAUGUUGGAGGAGGCUACUUCGCAGCCAGCGCCGAACGGGGCCGGUUCCUCCAAGUGCCCGAUCCGCUUCCUGGACAAGCACUCCCCGGAGGAGAUUGCCCAUUACGUGGAAACGCACAAGCACGCCCUGCCUCGCAGCCACGAGGUAUGCCUGCGACGGUAUCAACGGAACGAGACGCAGAUGAAGAAGCUGGACUCCAAGUAUGGCAACAUUGUCAGCAUGAUUGAAGGUCUGAGUCACCUUCAUCAGCCGAUGCUGCCAGAGUCGGAAACCCCAGGACAGCCUCCGGACGGCGCCGAGAGCGGAGGGCCCAACAAACGAGUCGAGAACUGGGCACAGACGGUCAGCAGAACAGGGGACCUGGAUGUCAACCACGAGGCAGAGGCGCCCCCGUCUGAUGCUGAUCGUCAAAGCCACUUCGACCGGCCGCUGAAGGAAGUUCGAGUAGGGGAGUCGCCGAGCCGGCCCUGGGGUAUCUCGGUGCCCGUCUACGAGCCUUCGGGCCACGGCGAGGAGUACCCGCACUCACCACCUCCUGCUCCCGUGCGCAUGUCCGAUUCCGGGCCUCCUGGCAGCGCGCCGGAACGCGUCACCAGCGGCGGCAAAUGCCCUUUUGAUCAUGGCAAGUUUUCCGGCGCCUCCAUCCGCCCACCGCCUUUUACAGACGUGAAGCCUCCGCAGCCGGUGAAUGGCUUCGGGGACGCGCCCUUGGCCAACAACAAGGGCGCCGCAACCACAUCAACAGCUCCAGACCCCACCCAGCAGCCGGCGUUUAUCAGUCCAUGCACGGUGAAGCCCGACGGCGCAGCCAGCCCGCACAUGAUUUUCACCGGCCCCGUGUUUAUCGGCUAUCCUAUCGAACAGGCCAUCCAAUUCGUAAAUUGCCAGCGAGGGUCCUCAUGA